Molecule: messenger RNA, 612 nt
Organism: Botrytis sinoallii
Lineage: Eukaryota; Fungi; Ascomycota; Leotiomycetes; Helotiales; Sclerotiniaceae
Exons: 4
Coding region: 1-612 (203 amino acids)
Source: RefSeq, a predicted model, not a curated record
AUGGUGACUGCCGACUUGAAUUCGAAGUUUUCAGUCGCAGAGGCGCUCAAAGGCGCACACUCCGACUUCCUUGUAACAAAUUACUGGGAGACCGCCACCCCAGGCGUCGAGCGAUCCCAAGGCACCACCGUCGCAGACGCAGCUAAAGUAACCUGCAUUUCUCAUCUCAUCUAUUCAUCUCUGCUAAAUGCCAGCAAGGCUACUAAUGGUAGAUUGAAGGAAGUCAAGCACUUUGAUGAAAAGGCCGAUAUCGAGGAGCACAUUCGUGCCAGCCGUGUUCCUUGUUCGUUCUUCCUUCCAGGAUACUUCAUGGCCAACUAUACCUUCAUGAUCCACAAAGAGGGAGAUGGCUCCUACGUGCUUGCCUCUUCUUUUUCUUUGAUUGAUGCUGCUCAGGAUACAGGCAAGUGGGUGAAAGCUAUAAUUAAAAACCGCGAGAAGCUUCUAGAAAAGCGUAUCUUGACUACAAGCGACUUCUAUACAUCUGAGCAAAUCGUCACCGAGUCGGUUUUUGUUUUGAGGGCUUAUCAGUGGUCUUAUCGACAUGUCUCUCGUUCUCUGUCAGGGAAGAAAAGACGAUUAGAUAUCAAAUCAUUUUCAACUCUGAAGUGA